AUGUGUCGGCCACUAGAAGGAGAACCUACGUAUCGGUAUGCAGACGCUGAUACUGUUCAAGCGGAAGCGCUUGUGAGGUCAGGCCAUCAACUGUCAAGUGGAUUGGUUGAUUAUAUGACUGAAUCUCCUGAGCUAUCUGGACUGGACAACCUGCAGGAUACUGUCACUAAGCGGCACUUGGAUGGGUAUAACAAACAGAAAGAUAAUUUUCCAACGCCUACCUCAUAUUCCGCGGAUGAGACAGGGAAUCGUGGUGGGGGUACAGCGACGCAGAAUAAAUUGGGUUUGUUGGAAGAUGAAGUCUCCCUGAGUGCCGUAACGCCGAAGGAAUAUUUUAACAAUGCUCCUGAAGUGCAGAGAAUAACUGCUGUAACCUUACCUGAAGGCCCAUCACCUACUACAUCUUUGCUGUCCAGGACCUACCAUGGAACACUAAAAAGUCUGUCUCGUAUCGGCCUCGGGGAAAGCGACACUCGACGAGGCCACACACGGAUCAGAUGGAAGAAUGGUCCGGGUAAAUGGCUGUAUGAUGAUUAUGUUGAGCAUGUCCCAGGUGCUUUGGAAGACAUGAAGGCAUUCUUGAGGUCAUCAGCGUAUAUCACCACUUCCAAUAUGAGUGGUGGUAGCCAGCAAGUCCCAGCAAGCUCCACCUCCUCCAAUAAUUCAAUCUCGAGCGCAUCACCGACGCAACAUCCUCCCUCGAGUGAUUUCACGGAUCAGUUACAAGGCUCGAAUGUUAUACCCACUAGCGACAGCCAAGCGGAUGUUGAACUGGGUGAAAUGGUCUCUCAUCCUCCACUUCUCCUGUCAUGUCUGGAAAAUGGCCGAUAUACAGUAGAGCUUCGCCAAGAGUCUAUCAUAGGCGUCGCAGAUGAUCGGCAAUUGUUCCACACAUUACGCCGUAUCUACCAUGAGCACCGAGGACGACUAAGACCCAUAUGGUCUCUGAAGACUUUGCAUAGUAUCCAUUUUAUGAAGGUAAGACGGACAUGUCCCGACACUCCACAUAUGCUGACGACGCACCAGUUUGCCUAUGGCGGAAGCCGCUACAUCGAUGUUCGAUGCCACGAAGAAAUCUGCGAAACGGGCAGACCUUGUGUCUGCGUGCCUCCCGAGCAACCUGUCCUCCCUAAAGGAAAGGAAUACGACUGCCGUCCGAUUCCUCCGAAGCUUUCCCCGCCUAUCGGCCCACGACUCAUGAUGGACUUCUUCAACAAUCCUCAGUACAUUGCCCCAAAUAGCACCUUGAUUGUUCAACAACUUCCAAAACUGGCAUGUGGGAAAUUGCAGAAUGAGCACGUAAAUCCCACCGAGGCAUGGGGUAUCUUUUACAAGGAAGACUGGAACUGGGCGAAGAUAGUAGUCAGCCACGCCGCUUCCUUGCGCAGGAUACGUUCCGUUUGA
Messenger RNA from Aspergillus piperis CBS 112811, 1404 nucleotides. RefSeq lists its product as uncharacterized. NCBI's taxonomy places the organism in Eukaryota, Fungi, Ascomycota, Eurotiomycetes, Eurotiales, Aspergillaceae. The record is from RefSeq and is a predicted model, not a curated record. The transcript has 2 exons. Bases 1 to 1404 code for a protein of 467 amino acids.